This is a messenger RNA of Limanda limanda (common dab), 2129 nucleotides long. RefSeq names its product zona pellucida sperm-binding protein 4-like. The record is from RefSeq and is a predicted model, not a curated record. Gene Ontology annotation, cellular component: egg coat. Gene Ontology annotation, molecular function: acrosin binding; structural constituent of egg coat. NCBI's taxonomy places the organism in Eukaryota, Metazoa, Chordata, Actinopteri, Pleuronectiformes, Pleuronectidae. Gene Ontology annotation, biological process: binding of sperm to zona pellucida; prevention of polyspermy.
AUGGCAAAGCGUUGGAGUGCCAACUCUUUGGUGGCACAAAGACUUCGGAACCAAGACAUCCUGGACAAAAUCCACAGAGAAAUUUCCAACCGAAUUCCAAGCCAAGCUAUCCUGGACAGAAUCCAGCGGAGACUUCGGAACCAAGAUAUCCUGGACAAAAUCCACAGACAAAUUUCCAACCGAAUUUCAAGCCAAGCUAUCCUGGACAGAAUCCAGCGGAGACUUCGGAACCAAGACAUCCUGGACAAAAUCCACAGACAAAUUUCCAACCGAAUUUCAAGCCAAGCUAUCCUGGACAGAAUCCAGCGGAGACUUCGGAACCAAGACAUCCUGGACAAAAUCCACAAACAAAUUUCCAACCGAAUUUCAAGCCAAGCUAUCCUGGACAGAAUCCAGCGGAGACUUCGGAACCAAGACAUCCUGGACAAAAUCCACAGACAAAUUUCCAACCGAAUUUCAAGCCAAGCUAUCCUGGACAGAAUCCAGAGACUUCGGAACCAAGACCCUUCCACAGCCUGUAACAGAUCCAACGCAACCACAGCAUCAACAGCCUCCAACAUAUCCAAAGCAACCGCAGCAUCAACAGCCUCCAACAUAUCCAAAGCAACCACAGCAUCAACAGCCUCCAACAAAUCCAAAGCAACCGCAGCAUCAACAGCCUCCAACAAAUCCAAAGCAACCCCAGCAUCAACAGCCUCCAACAUAUCCAAUGCAACCGCAGCAUAACAGCCUCCAACAAAUCCAAAGCAACCCCAGCAUCAACAGCCUCCAACAUAUCCAAUGCAACCGCAGCAUCAACAGCCUCCAACAAAUCCAAAGCAACCCCAGCAUCAACAGCCUCCAACAUAUCCACAGCAGCCACAGCAUGGAAAGCAACCACAGCACAAUGUGCCAGACACACCUGGAGUGCUGUUUUGUGAUAUAGACCACCAUGUGAGAAUCCCAUGUGGCGGUCAUGGUAUCUCUGCUGAGGGAUGUCAAGCAAUAAACUGUUGCUUUGAUGGCCAACAGUGCUACUUCGGAAAAGCAGUGACUGUCCAGUGCACAAAGGAUGCCCAGUUCAUUGUUGUAGUGUCCAAGGAUGCGACUCUGCCCAACUUGAACAUCGAAACAAUUUCACUGAAUGGGGAGGGUCAUUAUUGUACAUCUGUUGGCUCCAAUUCAGAAUUUGCUAUCUUCCAAUUCCCUGUCACUUAUUGUGGUUCUAUUGUUACGGAGAGGCCUGGUGUUAUAAUCUAUACAAACAGGAUGUCAUCCUCCUAUGAAGUAGGAAUUGGGCCUAAUGGAGUCAUUACCAGGGACAGCUCCUUUGAAUUGCUCUUCCAGUGUAGGUAUACGGGCACCUCCAUAGAAACUGUGGUUAUAGAAGUAUUACCAUUGCUGGACCCUCCUCUAUCAGUUGCUGCUCUGGGACCUAUUCGAGUAAUACUGAGGCUGGCUAAUGGAGAAUGCUCAUCAAAGGGCUGUAAUGAAGUUGAAGCAGCCUAUACCUCUUUCUAUACGGAUGACGAAUACCCUGUGACUGAAGUACUGCGGGACCCAGUGUACGUGGAGGUUCUGCUCGUUGAAAAGACAGAUCCAAACCUUGUCCUGACUCUUGGUCGCUGUUGGGCAACUAAUUCCCCCAAUCCUCACGCACUGCCUCAAUGGGACCUGCUGAUAGAUGGGUGUCCAUACAGGGAUGAUCGCUACCUGUCCUCACUGGUUCCAGUCGAUGCCUCCUCUGGUCUGACCUUCCCAACUCACGCCAGGCGUUUCAUUUUCAAAAUGUUUGCCUUUGUGGACAGCAGCACACUAGAGCCCCAGAAGGAGCAGGUGUACAUUCACUGUAGUACAGCUGUGUGCACUCGUGCCGAAGGCCGCACUUGUGAGCCCUCAUGCUUCAGACAAAAGAGAGAGGCUGAAGCAUCAGACCAGACAAGGACUGAGCCAAAAGUGGUGGUAACUGUUGGACCUGUGAUCAUGGUUGACCGCUCACAUUCUGGCACCAAGUAAUGUUUCAUCUGGAGCAUUAAGAUGGUUCAGUUAAGCUAAAAACUAAAAAACCAAGUCUGCAACAGUAAGAAUUAAAUUUAUCACCAAAGUCUUGUAACCCAAUAUGUAUUAAAAAGAUUGGCUUUGAAACGCUA